This is a messenger RNA of Musca vetustissima, 2022 nucleotides long. RefSeq names its product protein escargot. Gene Ontology annotation, biological process: regulation of DNA-templated transcription. Bases 1 to 1974 code for a protein of 657 amino acids. The transcript has 2 exons. NCBI's taxonomy places the organism in Eukaryota, Metazoa, Arthropoda, Insecta, Diptera, Muscidae. Gene Ontology annotation, molecular function: DNA-binding transcription factor activity, RNA polymerase II-specific; RNA polymerase II cis-regulatory region sequence-specific DNA binding. The record is from RefSeq and is a predicted model, not a curated record.
AUGCCACGCUGUCUAAUGGCCAAAAAAUGGAAAGCUUAUCCUUGGCCCGAUCGUGCUGAGGAUAAGAACUCCAGCAAUAGCAAUUCAUCGUCGAGCAGUUGCGAUAGCAUUGCAAGCUUGCCCGAAAUUAGUAUACAAUUGGUGGAAAAGAAAGUGGAGCCGAAAUCAAGACGUUCCACAAUCGAUGAAGAUGAAGAGAUCGAUGUUGUCGGCGAUAAUGUUUUGGCUAAUGCAGCCACGGCUACGGUAAUCAUCAAAUCAGGCGAUUUGAAAUCAUCAUCCGCAUCUUCGUCAUCAUCGCCAGCAAACCAAAGCAAUGAAACAUCAACUGGAACGGCAACAUGUUGGGGUCCAUCAUCGCCAACGGCUGGUGCAACAGCACCUAGUCCACCGCCUCAUUCGCCAGAAGCAGCUACACGUGGUACCACAACAUUGUAUAAUGGUUACAAUCAUGAGGUACCCAACGCUUUACAUUACACUGCGUACCUGCCUCGUUUGGAAAAUGAAGUUACCGUCAUCACAAGCACCUCCAACAUGCAACAGCAGCAGCAACAAUCGCAUCAGCAUCCAUUCAAUUAUCAAACACCUCCGCCCUCGAAUGCAUCUUCGCCGUCAUCAUCACCCUCCAGCCGCAGCAGCAGUAUAUCUUGUGAACGUCUUAGUCCGCCCAUAAUUCGCAUUAAAACCGAAUCUCAAGAUGAUGUGGAUUCAAGCAGUACGGAGUCACGAAAAUGCUAUAGCAGUACUGGAGCAGCCCUGUCGCUACCGCCCAAAAAGAAAGACAUUUACCGGCCGUAUUCCCUGGACGAUAGACCUUCGACAGAACGUCUGCGUCUGCGAGUGCCAGCUGAGGAAGAUUUGCAUGCUGCCCAUGCCAUUCUUGAUUUAAGCGCCUCAACCGCCUUCCAUCCGCCAACACAGCCUCAUCAAUUGCAGCAGAUCCACCAUGCCCAUCAUCAACACCUGAGCCAUCACCAGCCUUUGCAUCCGUUGCAUCACAUUACCCAGGCCAUACAAUUGCAGCAGCAGCAGCAACAACAACAACAGCAGUCAGCACAACCUUCAAUAGCUGAUUUGGCUGCUGCAGCCAUUGUGGCCAAUGAACAACGUCCCCGUUCCAAUUCUUCCAUGCACAGCAUGCAAAGUAAUUCGGACAGUGAACGCCAGCCCAGUUCACCCGCCAGUUCAGUGCAGAAUGAAAACAACAACACUACAAAUCAGUUUCCUACAACAACCAGCGGGGCGACAAGCAAAACAGUGGCCUACACCUAUGAAGCGUUCUUUGUGAGCGACGGUCGUUCCAAGCGAAAGAAUAUUACCGAUCCGGUAGUAGCCUUACAGCAGGAACAGCAAAAGGCCAAGUACACCUGCAGCGAGUGUGGCAAACAAUAUGCCACCUCGAGCAACUUGUCACGCCACAAACAAACUCACAGAUCGUUGGACUCGCAAUCGGCCAAGAAGUGUCACACCUGUGGCAAGGCGUAUGUCUCCAUGCCCGCCCUGGCCAUGCAUGUCUUGACGCACAAGCUCUCCCACAGUUGUGGUGUGUGCGGUAAACUAUUCUCCCGUCCUUGGUUACUGCAGGGCCAUUUACGUUCGCACACUGGCGAAAAGCCCUACGGCUGUGCCCACUGCGGCAAAGCCUUUGCAGAUCGUUCCAACCUAAGGGCUCACAUGCAGACGCACUCAAUCGACAAGAAUUUCGAAUGCAAACGCUGCCACAAAUCAUUCGCACUGAAAUCGUACCUCAACAAGCACUUGGAGUCGGCGUGCCUAAAGGAUGAGGCGGAUAUGCAGUUCGACAGCACCAGUGACAGUGGUGGCAUGACUUCUCCUACUCCUACUGAGGACUACAAUCCUCCCAACUAUCACCAGCAACAACAACCGGCACAAAAUUCUUUUAAGAUAAGUCACAUACCACAGCCAGUGCCAGCAGCGGCUGUGGUAAAAGUAGAGGCCACAUUUGCGGGUUAAAAGCCGCAAGAAAGGUAACAGAAUAUUGUAAGUAGUUUUAAAACACAA